Molecule: messenger RNA, 825 nt
Organism: Solanum stenotomum
Lineage: Eukaryota; Viridiplantae; Streptophyta; Magnoliopsida; Solanales; Solanaceae
Exons: 3
Coding region: 46-825 (259 amino acids)
Source: RefSeq, a predicted model, not a curated record
UCUUUCAACGGGACAAGAACAAACCUUGUGCAUCUUCUUUCAAAGAUGACAACUAACCAAACACCUAAGGUUGGAAAACCAUACACCAAAUGGAGUGAAGUUCAAGAUGAACAUUUCAUUUACUUUAUUGCUGAACAAGUUAAGUUAGGACGAACGCAACCAGGAGGCUUAACCACUGAAGGAUGGGAUAGUGUAGAAAAAGAAAUGAACAAGCUAUAUGGGGACAAAUUAGAUAAGACUAAAAUGAAAAAUAGGAUGAGGACUUUGAAGAAGAUAUAUGCUACUAUGAAGAGAAUGUCACAACAUAGUGGAUUUGGGUGGAAUGAAGAAACUCGAAAAGUUGAUGUUGAAGAUGAUGUCUGGGAGCAAUACCUUGCAGCACACCCAAAAGAUUCUAAGUAUAGGACGAAGAGGUUGCCAGACUAUAAUACUUUGGCAUUAAUUUUUGGAGAUACUGUCGCUGAUGGUAGGAAUGGGUGUGAAAUUAAUGAUGUCGAGGAUUUUCAAAGUGAAUUCACUGACGAUGAUAUAGCUGCUGAAAAAGUUAUUAUAUCUGCUGAAGAUACACAAUUUGUUGACCAGGAUGAUGGAUAUUUUGUUCAGAACAUGAACUUUACUAGUCCUGAAAUAGCUCAAUCAUCUAAUCAAGAAAAGAGAGCAGGAAAAAGGCAUUUAGAUGAGCAACCAACUUUGACAUCACGUCCAAAGAGAAUUAAAAAUUUUAUUGGAAAUAGCUUGGCAAAAUCUGUUGAUCGAUGGACAACAAUAGCUGAAGAACAAAUAAGGCUACAACAUGAACCAAAAACACUUCCGCUGAAAAAUUAA